CUCCAGGCGGUGGAAGGAUUGUUCGCCCUCCAGGAGACUGCGGCGGAGAAGAAGCCGCGUGAUCGGCGGGGAGACUGCUGCCCAAUCGAUGGAGGGGCGAUCGGCUCCGACUCCGCCGCCGAGCGGGAGGUCGAGGCUCAGCCAGCCGCCGCGCGUGGGCAGGCAGAGAGGCGCGGCCCAGCGGCGGGCCCUUGGCAGCGGGUGCCGCAGAGCGCUGUGCGAGAGCUGGCGGCUGAGGCAUCCGAUGCGGGCCCUCUGGCGACGGUAUUUACAGGCAGCACGGCGGCGGCUGGCGGCGCGCAGCCGCGGCCGAAGCCCCAGCCGGGCUGCCCCCGCCGCAGAUGAGCGCCCUCUAGAGCGGGCAGCCACGAUCCCGCGGGAGCUGAGGGCGGCGAGCGUCGGCACCUGCAACGGCUCCACCUGGGCCAAAGGCAGGACGGCGUCUGCGCAGUUGCGCGAUGGCGGUUGCCAGGAUGACCCGCUUCACUGGCGCGGCAGCCGUCUCCUCGGCACAGGGCUGGUACAGGCUCAAUGGCGUCCAGGAGACGCUGGGUCCGUGCAAGCGUGCGGUGC
Prorocentrum cordatum is the source of this 573-nucleotide messenger RNA. NCBI's taxonomy places the organism in Eukaryota, Dinophyceae, Prorocentrales, Prorocentraceae. The record is from the annotation of a GenBank genome assembly.